CUUUCCUUAUCUGUAAAAUGAGCUGGAUAAGGAAAGGGCAAACCACUGCAGUAUUUCUGCAAGGAAAACCCCAUGGAUUGUAAGGUCAGACACCACUGAAAACAACAAAAAGUGUGAGUGAAGUAUUAGUAUAGAUAGGAUGUUUGAGGCUUCCUUAACUAAGCAAGACCAAGAUUUUGUAGUUUUUCUAGGCCAAAUUAGAUUUUAAGUAGAUUUUCCCAAGCAAAUGUCAGGUUCUUUUGUUUUUCCAAAUUUUCUCACUUCUUUUAGUGUCUUAAAAUAUUAAGUAAUUUGCUCAAUAAUUCCGAACUUGGGAUGUUCAGUGUUGCCCUUUCCUAUUUUUUAGAUGGUCAUUGGGAGGUAAAUCUCAUUGAUGAUAGAAUCACUGCUUUAAAACUUUGUUUUGGAAUUAGAGCUCUUCCUUUCCUCCACCUGCCCAACUGAUACCAAUCCUUUCCCCUAUAACUGCCCUAAUUAUAGCCAAAUGACAUAGUGGGAGUUUGUAUAAGAUAAGCUGGACUUUCUUAUAAAAGUUAGAGGUGACUUGUAACAUGUUAAGAAUGAAUAACUCAGUGUUUUUAGAAAUAAUCUUGUGUUACAUUUGGACAUCAAAAAUUCGUUUGAAUUUAAUCGGCCAAUGAGAAAUUAAUUACUGCUUUUAGAGCAAUACACUGGUGGGUUUUAAGCCUCUAAGCCUAUAUCUGCCCACCUAGAUCACUGUUACAGGUGACCCUGGGGGCUCCAUCAAUAUCCAUUAUAUAAGUACUUAAUUCUUAGGAUGCAUAAAUAUAGAUGAACUUUUCAUGACACAAGUGGGGAAGAGGGGACCUUUUCCUUCCCAAUAGUUUACAUUUAUAUAGUGCUUUACCUAUGACAAAACCCUUCUCUUGAAACAAACAGCCCUGUGAGGGUAGUAAGAGAGGUAUUAUUAUCCUUAUCUUACAGCUGAGGAAAUAAAGGUUUUUGCAGGUUGUAGUGAUGUCUUUUGUUUUUACAUCACAAUCAUUCCCAAAUAUAACCUCUCCCCCUCCCUCAGCCCUACUCAGUGAGCUCUCCUUGUAGCCAAGAAAAGUAGUUAAGUAAAACUUGCUCAGCAAGCACACCUGAUGGACCAUGUGACAUUCCACACCUAUGUUCCCCCAUUCCCCUUCCCCCCCAAGGAAAGAAGAGAGAUCGUGUGUCACUUCCCUGCUUAAGAACCUGUCAUGGCUCCCUGGAACAUUGCCAGAGAAAUGUCACCAGCAGUAAGUUCCUGUUCACAGAAGGAAGAGCUCGCUGUGUUUGGGGAAGGAAGGCUCCAUGGAAGAGCGUGUUCCAUGGGAAACGGAACGAGCAGGCUCUAUGGUGCUAUCGCCAAGACCCUGAACAGCUCGGCAGCCACCCAGCACCCAGAUUGUUUGGUGCCUCCUGACUCAGAACAGCUGGAUCCCAUAGAUCCCAAAGAGCUGCUUGAGGAAUGCAGGGCAGUCCUGCACACGCGCCCUCCCCGGUUCCAGAGGGAUUUUGUGGACUUGAGGACGGACUCAACAAGUAGCCACCCAUCCAUUAGGGUCAUGCAGUGGAACAUCCUUGCUCAAGCUCUUGGGGAAGGCAAAGAUAACUUUGUGCAGUGCCCUGUUGAGGCACUCAAGUGGGAAGAAAGAAAAUGUCUCAUUCUAGAAGAGAUCUUGGCCUACCAGCCGGACAUCCUGUGCCUGCAAGAGGUGGAUCACUACUUUGACACUUUCAACCCGCUCCUCAGUAGACUGGGCUACCAGGGUACCUUCUUUCCGAAGCCAUGGUCGCCCUGUCUGGAUGUGGAACACAAUAAUGGUCCUGAUGGCUGUGCCUUGUUUUUUCUUCAGAAUAGAUUCAAGCUGGUCAACAGUACCAACAUCAGGUUGACUGCCAUGACUCUUAAAACUAAUCAGGUGGCUAUAGUGCAGACACUGGAGUGUAAGGAGACAGGGAGACUCUUCUGCAUUGCUGUCACCCACCUGAAAGCCCGUACUGGCUGGGAGCGAUUUCGGUCUGCACAAGGUUGUGACCUCCUCCAGAACCUGCAGAACAUCACCCAGGGAGCCAAGAUCCCCCUCAUUGUCUGUGGGGACUUUAAUGCAGAACCCACCGAGGAAGUUUACAAACACUUUGCCUCCUCUAGCCUCAACCUAAACAGUGCCUAUAAACUGCUGAGUGCAGAUGGACAGUCAGAACCACCGUACACAACCUGGAAGAUCCGGACAUCUGGGGAGUGCCGGCACACGCUGGAUUAUAUCUGGUAUUCCAAGCACGCUUUAAAUGUGCAGUCAGCUCUUGGCUUACUCACCGAGGAACAGAUUGGACCCAACCGGCUACCAUCCUUCAAUUACCCUUCCGACCACCUGUCUUUAGUGUGUGACUUCAGCUUUAAUGAAAACCAGGACCAGCUUUUAUAGCUUGCCUGGAGCUAAAUUUCUAGUUGCAAAAGUAGGGAAAUGAAAAUAAGUUGGUUGAGGAAGGAUUCACGUUUCUCAGCCUACCUUUCUGGCAUGGCCCAAAUUGGGGGGGGGAAAGACAAUUUCACAACUUUUUUGAUUAAAGUCUCUAUCAAAAAAGGUGUGUGCACCCCAGUUUUGGCUUGUGGUGUUUUCUCUCCCUUCAGCAUUAGUUUUUGAUAAGAAGUAAGAGAACCAUGUCAUUCAUUUGGAACCUUUCUCCUUCCUGAGGACUUUGUGCCAAUGUGGACUUGCUCUUGAGUCUUCCCUGACUGAGGUUGGUGACUGUAUAUAUAAAUCAAGACAACACUCUCCUAUUUUUAUUUAUUUAUGGCAUUUAAAAAGACAUUAACAGAAAAGGACUGUGCAUGGCCACAUUAUUUAUUUUUUUUAACAUUGCAUUGUAAAUGACAUAAGCAAAUGUUUAGAAACUUAGCAUGUGAGAACCAUACGAGAUGUUGUAGAGCCAAUGAAGGUUUUUUGGCAUUCUUCUUAAGAUAGAUUUAACCAUUUUCGCAUUUAGUCUGUCUGAUAGAACAGUGCUGAUACACAACAGGUUUAAAACAGAGUAGUUGCUCCAGGAUUGUGUUUUCUAGUGGUAGAGCCACAUGAAGUGGGGGAGCCUGUUCCUUUCUUCUGUUUCAUAGGAGGCAUCAUCUCUCUCCUGUGUCCUUUCUAAUCUGUUCCAUUCGGGAACUAGCACAUAGCCACAUCCUUUCUGUUUACAUGUAUGUUUCAUGCAAAGAUGUGAGUUGAUCCAAAUUACUUAACCACUACUUUAUGUAUUUUUUACUUAUCCAUCAAUUUGUUAGGUGACCUAGUCCACUCUCUCAGUUCACUUGACCUAAGAAUUUUAUAAAUGACACUGGAAUUUUUCAAGAAUAGGUUUGGGUUUUUUGGGUUUUUUUUUUUGUUUUUUGUGUUUUUGGGGGGGGGGGGUUCUUGUUUUUCCGGGAGCUGUUUUAGUAUGGUGCCUGAGAAAAUGAGGGUCCUUCCUUCUCUGUAA
Molecule: messenger RNA, 3459 nt
Organism: Sarcophilus harrisii (Tasmanian devil)
Lineage: Eukaryota; Metazoa; Chordata; Mammalia; Dasyuromorphia; Dasyuridae
Gene: NOCT
Product: nocturnin
Exons: 4
Coding region: 1206-2414 (402 amino acids)
Biological process (GO): circadian rhythm
Molecular function (GO): poly(A)-specific ribonuclease activity
Source: RefSeq, a predicted model, not a curated record